ACAGUGUAUUUUUUGGAAGUCAUUCAGGGCUAUUAAACGUGUCAGCUUGCAGUCAUGUACAUUCGCCGUGGAUAUGGAGAGACACACACCUGGAGAGCCCUUGCAUAUGGAGAGACACACACCUGGAGAGCCCUUGGAUAUGGAGAGACACACACCUGGAGAGCCCGUGGAUCUGAACGCAGUGGCUGUAGUGUGUCGUCGUGCCUGGAACGCCGUGGAGCCUCGGGACAGGACAGAGAUGAAGAGUCCCGCACAGACUGUGAUCAUUCACCACACAGCGCUCCGGUUCUGCGCGCAACCGCGCGAGAGCGUCUCUCAGCUCGCUCACAUCCAGCACAUGCACGUCCAAGAGAGGGGCUUCGACGAUAUCGGUUAUAACUUUCUGAUCUCUGGAGAUGGGACGGUGUAUGAAGGGCGAGGAUGGGGGAUUGUAGGGGCCCAUGCAAAGGAACACAACCUCAAUUCUGUUGGCAUCGCGUUUAUGGGCAACUUCAACAAUGAAAUGCCCAGUUCUUCAUCACUGUCUGCUCUGCUGAGAUUGCUGCACAUUGGAGUUCUUCACGGUCAUGUACGGCCCAAUUUUGUGCUUGUGGGACACAGAGAUGUGGCAAAAACUGAGUGUCCGGGGAAAAAUUUAUAUGCUCUACUACCAAAAUUAAGAGAUGAGUUACAAAAGCUGUGACCUCUUUUAUAUGCAUUGCCUUUAAUCCCUGCUGUGUCUGUAGCAAUGUGUGAAUGUGUAAAUGUAUGAUAGGUUUAUUUUUGCUCUAAAAUUACGUUAGUCUUUUGUGACUUAAAAUCUCUUAUUAAAAUCUCUCAUAAAAAAAUAUUUUUAUCAAAAUUUGGAACCAAGCUUAAAGGCUAUAAUGAAGAGACCCACUGGGGAAUUAAAUUAUGAAAAAUAGAAAAUUCUGUUUAUCCAGUAAGAGGAUUCAUCUUUUUGGUUCCUUUAGGAUUGGAUACAAAUUAUAAUAGAAAUCGUAUUCACAAUCCUUUAUGAUUUAUGGAUGAGAGAUAUUUUACAGAUGAUUCCUUUAAAGAUUAAACUUCUCGAAAUCUCCUAAAUCACAAUUAAGUUUUAAUUCAUCACUUCUAUACCGACGAACCUCUAGUUCAUAUGGACUGUACAGUACCAUGCAAUAAAUUAGUACUCAUGUGUGGCCAUAGGAGGAUGUUAGAUAUCCUAAAAAUGAAACGCUUUGCAUAUAUGCCUGUUUAUUUUUGAAGCCUUUUUGUCGCAGUGACAUGUUUAUUUGAUGCUGUGCAUCAAUGUCUUUUCAUGAAGUCAAUGGUGGUCCUUGUGUCUGUUUAAAUCAUUAAACUCAUAUUUAUUGCUA
Messenger RNA from Carassius auratus (goldfish), 1337 nucleotides. Its product is annotated as peptidoglycan-recognition protein SC2-like. Gene Ontology annotation, molecular function: N-acetylmuramoyl-L-alanine amidase activity; zinc ion binding. Gene Ontology annotation, biological process: peptidoglycan catabolic process. The record is from RefSeq and is a predicted model, not a curated record. The transcript is spliced from 5 exons. Bases 74 to 682 code for a protein of 202 amino acids. NCBI's taxonomy places the organism in Eukaryota, Metazoa, Chordata, Actinopteri, Cypriniformes, Cyprinidae.